Messenger RNA from Magallana angulata, 1421 nucleotides. RefSeq lists its product as uncharacterized. The coding region runs from base 64 to 708 and encodes 214 amino acids. The transcript has 3 exons. Lineage: Eukaryota; Metazoa; Mollusca; Bivalvia; Ostreida; Ostreidae. The record is from RefSeq and is a predicted model, not a curated record.
CAACACUAUAUAAACUGCAUCUAAUAUUUGCUCCGGUGUUUGACUGACAAUAGUUUCCUCUGAAUGAUGCCCUCUUCUAAUAAAUACCAAGGUCUGGUGAAAUUGGGUGUUUCAUUGAUAACUAUAUCAUUUACCUUUGGUCUGAAUUGCUCACAGUGCAUAAAUAUGAGAAGUAUACAGAUAUUGAAAAAUACAAUUAAGGGUCUUGAUAUUGCUGUUGACUCAUGGCAGUUACCAAGAUCCUUGCUAUGCGAGUCUGCAAAAAAUGGAGAAACUGUAGAUGGCGUGUCUGUUGUCGAAUGCCAAAACAGUUCUUCAGGUAGUUCCAAAGAAUUCAGGUGUGUUCAUUACGAUGGAGUACUCGAUACGUUAAUCAACUUGGACCAAGGAAUCACUUCAGGAGAAAUGAAAAUCCGCUUCGAUGGAACAUACAGAGAUUGUUUUCUUGAAUAUGUCAGUUCAGGUGGCUCCUGUACAAAUCAAAAUUUUACUGUUCCAAAAGAAAGCAAACUGAGUUUAGUAGCUUUAUCAUCGUUACAAUUGCUGAUAGACACAAACAACGCUAUCGUCAAUUUUAAUGGUACGAAAUGUGUAUCGAAUGUAAACGGAAAUUUUGAUACUGUCAGAAUUACUGAAUCUAACGCUACAAUGACGGAAAGUAGUAUUCUUGUCCUUGUCUUACUCUUCUUUAUUUGUCAAGUUGUUUAAAGCCAAUCUAUAGAACUUUGAUCUGUGCCUUUCCUGUGCUGAAAACAAAACAUUUCAAUUGGUGAAAUGUUAACGCCUUUAUCGAAUUUACGUUGUUUGUAAAAUAUAAUAUGCAUAUCAAACUAACAUUUUGUACAUUACUCGUUUAUUAGGAAAACUUUCCGAUUAUUAGUCCCCUACCGGUUUCACCGGAGGGGACUAUAGCUUUCCUCUGCGUCCGUCAGUCCGUCUGUCUGUCCGUCCGUCCGUCUGUCCGUCCGUCAGUCUGUCCCACUUCAGUUUUCCACACUUUUUUUCUUUAUGCAUUUGAGGAAUAAUAUGAAACUUGCUGAACAGCUUCAAAAUGUCAAACUACAGAUCAAGUUUACACUUUUGUAGCGUCUGAUUGACAUAUUUUCGAGAAAUUAAUUGUUUAUAUUCCAACUUUUUAAUGUUCGGGUUCGUUAUCGGGUUCGGUGUGUAACUGAAUAAACGAGGUCAGUAUGGUAUGUAGUCAGUAAUAAUAUCGUGCGUUACUUGUACCAUUCCGUUUCCUGUACCAUUCCUUUUAUCAUUUUUAACAAACAAAUAAAGUCUAUAAAAUAGUGUCAAGCAUUGUGUUGUAAAUUUAAUCGGCAGGGUUUUUUUUUUGUAUUAUUAAUAUGUAAACGGUGUGACCGUUGGACCGAGCACAGAUUUCACACAGUGCAGUUUGAUUUUUGUAGAACAAAAUU